Messenger RNA from Amaranthus tricolor (Joseph's coat), 2201 nucleotides. Its product is annotated as rho GTPase-activating protein 2-like. The record is from RefSeq and is a predicted model, not a curated record. Bases 98 to 1432 code for a protein of 444 amino acids. Gene Ontology annotation, molecular function: GTPase activator activity. Gene Ontology annotation, biological process: signal transduction. NCBI's taxonomy places the organism in Eukaryota, Viridiplantae, Streptophyta, Magnoliopsida, Caryophyllales, Amaranthaceae. The transcript has 4 exons.
UUCCCCAUACAAAAAGGCACUAUCCCAAUUCCAAAGUUUAAAUAUACCCACACAAAACCCAAUAACAACAACAAACAAUCUUUCCAUUCUUCAUCACAUGAAGACACACAAACAAACACAAUUUCCACAAACCCAAAGAAAAAUGACUGGUCUUAUAAUGGUUACAAAAGGCGGAGUAUGCGGCGGUGGAGCUUCAAAAAGUCCUGUAUCAUUAUCUAAAUCCUCUUCUCAUGAACAAAAUCAGCUCUCGUUACUUACGUUGAUUUUGGAAACUAUUAGGAAAUCCAUGGUUUCUUGUCGUGUGGAUCGAAGUCAGCAAGUUAUUUCUACUGUUCGUCAAAUGGAAAUUGGUUGCCCUACCAAUGUUCAGCAUAUUACUCAUGUUACUUUUGAUCGAUUUCAUGGUUUUCUUGGUCUUCCUCUUGAAUUUCAAGUUGAAAUUCCUGCUAAAGUUCCUAGUGCUAGUGCUAGCGUGUUUGGUGUUUCAGCAGAAUCUAUGCAAUGUUCGUAUGAUUCCAAAGGAAACAGUGUCCCCAUAAUACUUUUGCUAAUGCAAGAGAGGUUGUACUACCAAGGUGGUCUUAAGGCAGAAGGAAUAUUUCGGAUAAACCCAGAAAAUGGUCAAGAACAAGAAGUUAGAGAUCAGCUUAACAGGGGGAUUGUGCCAGAUGAUAUAGAUGUACACUGUUUAGCCGGCUUAAUCAAGACCUGGUUUCGGGAGCUCCCUUCUGGAGUGCUUGAUGGUCUUUCUCCAGAGCAAGUUCUUCAAUGCAACACUGAAGAAGAUUACAUCCUGCUUGUUAAACAGCUUAAACCAAUGGAAGCUGCACUUCUUAACUGGGCUAUUGAUCUUAUGGCUGAUGUAGUAGAGGAUGAGGAAUUCAAUAAAAUGAAUGCCAGAAAUAUUGCUAUGGUUUUUGCGCCCAAUAUGACUCAGAUGUCGGAUCCAUUGACAGCUUUAAUGCAUGCUGUUCAAGUAAUGAACUUGCUCAAAACCUUAAUAACAAAAAGUCUACGAGAACGUGAACAGGCUGUGACUGAUGACAGCUAUUCACCUAUGUCGUCGCGCCUUUCAGGCAGAGAGAGUGAUGAGGAAUAUCACAGCCAACGUGAAAUGGAUACAAGCUGUGAAUCAAGAGGGUCUGCUUCUGACUGUGAUGAAUCAGCUGAUUAUAGUCAUAAUGUAGAUGAACAUGGUUGCUUAAGCGAAAUAGAAGAAUGCUUCUUGAACCAAUUAGACCAGAACAAACUAGCGAGUAAUCGAAAGGAUGAGUCCGACAUAUUAAUUCCUGACUCUAAAAGAUGGAGUUGUAGAUCAAGUACUAAAGGAAAUUCAUUUGACAUCAAAAGCUUAUCGGAUAGAUAUGAGGAUGUAAAAGAUGUCGAAAUGGUGGAGACCGCAACUUCAUUGCCAUUAUUUAUCAACAGUUGACAUGAGGGAUUCUCGAUUUCUCAAGGUAGCUUCGAAAAUCUUAUUCAACAUUAAUCUGUCUUGUUGUGUGUAUUUAUUGAUCACAGCUUUAUGGAGCUAGGAUUUCAUGAACUCAUGAUGGGUUAGGAGUUUAGGACUGCUUUGCUUCAUUUAAAUAUUCUUAGCCUAGUAAGUCAAGAUUAGAGGUCUAAUUUUCCACUGACUUUUUCAAGCUGACAAAGGGCUUUGUAUACUUUGAGCCCUUGACCAUUUAUGAUGGAAGUAGAUUACUUGAACAUGAAAGUUCAAGUCUCACUAAAAUUGUAUUUGUAUGGAUUUGUAGAAAUUGGUUUCCCAGGGGAAAUUGAUCUAUUUGUACCAAUUUAACAUUGAAAUUUAGUUGUUUUUUUUGUAAUUAUGUUGGAGUUUAUAACAUAUCCUGAAACCUUAACCAUAAGUUUAAGUUUUUGGUUGAGUUUUGGUUCCUUGAUAUGGUAUCAAAAGCCUACGUGACAGAAGAUCACAAGUUCGAAUCUCAUCCACCCCUCAUUUCGAAGUGGAAUAUUUUGUGCCGUAGAUAAGGAGAGCAUGUGCUGCAUCUACACUUCUAGUCGUAUGAUGGGACAUGUUAGAGUAUAUAACCAUUAUGAGGCCUUAAGCCCUUAACCAUGAAUUUAAACUUUUAGAAGUAUUGUUUUCAGAUGUUGAAUUUGGUUUAUUUUGAAAAGUAGUAGUUAUUAGUUGAUCUACAAUGGACAAAAAUGAUCAAGUUGUGGUAUUUGAGUAUUUG